AUGGCGGACGACGGGGACUAUGCGGCCCCUCCGAUCCGACUGAUGACCUUCGUCUCCCAGGAAGAAGUGCGUACACCUGCCUCAAUCCCUCCAUCCGCCCUCCCGGAGCUUCCAAUUCGAGGGACCCGUUAAACCCUAGCAUCUUUCGAAUUGUGAAAUUGCAGUUGGAGCGUUCGAAGAAGGCGAGGGGUGAGCGGGUGGACGAUGGCACUGCUCAGAGAGACAGACCCUUGUACGAGGUAUUCGAAACCUAGAUCCUCGCCUGACGCCUCUGAUUGUUCCUUCACUUUUGCUUGGAUUCCUGCUGUCCGUCUUUGUUUGGCAUUGUAAACGAGGCGAUCUCUCAGUGACAUUUCUUUGUCGAUCUCCGUGAUUGAACGUAUAAAAAUGGAAAGGAUGAGGGAUUCUGAUCCAGUGAAUGCAGGAGGUUAAACUCUUUUUCGAGCAGGAAGGCUCUUCGAUGUCUUUUUCAGUUUCGGAGCCUGAUGUCUAGGGUUGGUGAAGCUGAUGAACAGGUGAUUCAUCUGGGCAUGGUAGCUGACAGCCAGUAGUUGGCUGAUGUAACCAAUCAGGCUUACAUCUCCCAAAAUCCUGGGCAUGGACCAUGGUUCGCCUGCAUAUUUCAUGUGAAACGCUCGGUCAUGAUUUGUUUGUGUUCAUAUUUUCUGACAUCUGAAUCGGAAGGCAGAAGAUCAUCUUUUUUGGCGUGUAUAUUUGAGUUCAUAUAAUCUCCCUGAUCCAGAGCGCCUCUUGAAGCCAUCUAUUGGCGGUCACCGUCAGAAGGGAGUUUUCUGGGUUCUUCUUCUCACAGUAAAAUCCUUGUUCUUGCAGAUUUUAAAAGAGAACAAGGAGAAGAAAGACACAGAGUUUAACGAAAGAUUCAAGCACAGUAAGUGAUCCGAUCAUCGGAUGGAUGCCCUCCGGACUGGUUUCCUUUCAAGAUUUUGUGGUGCCCCCUUUUCUUUUCUUAUUUUUCUUCCUUUUAUUAAUCUUUAUUUGCAAAUACAAUGCUUUUAUCCUGAACCUCUUCGAUCCGAGUGCUUAACAUUUGUUAAUCCCCGUAACAAGCUGAGGUGUUUUGCUUUCAUCGGAGCACUAAAAGCAUACAUUUUAUGAAGUAGAGCAAACAUAUUCGUUUAGAAUCUAUUUUUUAAAUAUUUUAUUUACUUCUGUGAACAUACAGAGCAGUUGGAUAUGCUUUAUAUUCAAUCACGAAUUUCUGUCCUUUUCCCUUCUAUUCAAUCCCAGGACCCCCCAAAGCUCUUGACGAGGAUGAGAUGGAGUUCUUGGACAGGUUGGAGAAGGUAGGAGGCAUCCACCAGCCGGCAGCUAGUAACUAGGUUCCCGAGCAAUAAUCGUUUCGAUUUCAUAAGAAUUAACGGGUCUUAUAAAAAAAUUAUUUUUUGAGAAUUUAUUUCUGCCAACUUCGAUGACAUCGGUUUGAGCUCUCCCAAGUCAAACCAUAAUCUGGUCUUUAGAUGUUACAUUUUCCUAUGUUGGCUGCUACAAAACAAGAAAAAAAGAAAAAUGACAGGCAGCUGGGAAGUGAAGAAAUCGACCAAAUUCUUCUAAAGUGUGGUAUCUUUGAUCGAAUUUUCUUUCUUUUUUUUCUCCUUUUUCGAUUCUUCGAUGUCUGUUGGUAGUUUGUUUUUUUUUUUCCUUUUCUUUUCUUUUACCUCAGCUUAUUCCGAGCCCUUUUGUGUGCAGUCCAGGAAGGAACACGAGCGCCAGGUGGCGGAUGAAGAGGAAGAAGAACUCCAAAGAUUCCGGGUGAGCCCCCGAAACCCACCCUCAUUCUCGAUCCAAAAAACUGGAAAAAUCUCCCGUGAAGAUCAAACCCAGGCUCACCCGAGCUUCCGGGCUUCAAAUUUCUGGGCUUUUUUCAGCCCCUUCAAACUCCGGGCUUUUUGGAGCCCGUCAACUUCUGAGUCUCCGAUCUCUUCAGUUGAGCCCGACCAUGUUUUAUUUUGCUCCAAGAAAUCAUAAUCUCAGGCCCUUUCCCAUCACAGAAAGCUGUAGAGGCGCAGUCCGCCAUCCACGAGCUCAAGGAGGCCCCUCCGCCCCCCAAGCCAGAGGUAAGCCCAGCCCGCAUUAAUUAGUCCCGUAUCAAUUUCCCAUUAUAGUUUCGAUCACCCCACUUAGCUCAGCAGCAGGGCCCGCCCAGCCCGGCCCGGCCCGAGCUAAUGAUCCAAUUGUUUGGAUUCUUCAGGACCCGAAGCCGGGCCCGAAGAAGAGCCAGCCGGCCCGGCCACUUGGUGGCCUAAUAAUUUCAGCAAAGCCGCCGGCGGCAAAGAGGGCGAAGCCAGAGGCCGCCGCCGCCGCCUCCUCCGCCGCCUCCUCCGCCGCCCGCUCUCCUCUUCCUGGAGCAGGAGAGAAGCCACAAUUUUCUUUGGUGUCAUAUGGUGAUGAGAGUGAAGAGGAUUAA
Messenger RNA from Spirodela intermedia, 2425 nucleotides. Lineage: Eukaryota; Viridiplantae; Streptophyta; Magnoliopsida; Alismatales; Araceae. The record is from the annotation of a GenBank genome assembly.